GAUACCGGAGCACGAGACCGGGUCUGACCGAGCUCGAGUCGCCGCUCCACGACAGACCAGCCAGCCUUGGACAGUGAAGGGUAGUGUUGUCCACGUUCACGGUGCGUGCAUACUCGGAGAAAUAUGACUGUGGCGAACUCAUCUAUUGCCGACUGGCAGACGAGGGUGUUGCACUCACAGUCUGUGACUCCUCCAGCGUUUCAACUUGCCAAAGCGCCAAGCCUCAGGCCUCAGGCCUCAGCAUCGGGCCAGCGCUUUGACGCUUCAGCCGAUUGCUAGUGCCACCAACGCAUUCUCCACGGAGUUCUCGGCUUGAAUCGGCGUGUACGCUUCAUAGAUUUUGUGGCAGAGCCGACCAGUCAACGGCAGCCAGUACGUCCCGAAAAGUUCCGUCGACACCGACAAUGGCGUCUAGAAAGGCGAGCGGUUGUUGGCGUAACGAAACAAGCCACAAAGCUACUUACUUCUGAGAGCUGUUAUACAGUGCUUAGCUCGCCGACCGAACUGCAACCUGGCCGAAAGCAAGCUGUACCGAGCGGUUGGCUCGUCGUGAAUCACGAAACCCGUCGAGUCAAAGCUGCAGCUAUCUUUGGACAACCGAGCGGACGAAGGGGAAAAUUCAGAAAACUUGAUGGUUGACAUUGAACAAGCCGGUGACAACGGGACUUGGGACGUCCAGAGGUAGUAUGUGGCUGUGCAAAAAGGCUUUUCGUUGGCUUUUGCAUAGCUACGCGGUGACAAUCGUUUCCUUCAGCCCUUUCAGCACCCUUCAAGUGCUGAUGGCGAGGUCCAUGCACAAAUACAAGGUCUCGACAAUGAAGACAACACCAAUGCCACUUCAAAGGGCAAUUAAGCGUCGUCUCCUGCCUUCUUCCUUUUGUCUUUGACGGCUGCUGCAGCCCCCUGCACCCUAUAAAAAUGCCCUCCUCUCAAGGCAUAAACGCAUCCUCGCUGCCUCCCACUGCCCACCUUCUACACACCCAUCCAUCCCGUUACCAGCUGCGUCGCUUGCCAACAUGCCCAUAUUAUACAGCGACAGCAUCCCUCAGCGCCGCGCGCUGCUUGUCGACGAGAUCCUCCGCAACAUCACAUGCACCCUCGACGCCAGCUCACUUGCCUGCUUUGCGAGGACCUGUCGUGCGUUUUCCGAACCGGCUUUGGACGCCCUCUGGAUGUCUCUCGACUCAUUUCUUCCCCUCGUCUCGAUUCUGCCCGAGGAUGCCGUUCACCUCAAGAUAGAUGCGGAGCACGCACUGUACGAGGCUAAGCGACGCGCUCUAAAGGCUCGAUUAGCUCAAUCGGCCUCCGAUGGCAAAUCCUCUGACGUUCUGCAGCGCGAGGAUGCGUUCAGGUUUGCGUCGCGGUACUACAAAUGCUAUAACCUCAAGCGUUCCAUUACGACUGCGGACUGGGACAAGGUGCUCAGCUACACCCGGCGAGUGCGGCACAUCCGCCCUCAGCCCAAGCGUCAACGGUUCGGUAUUAUCCUGCCGGAAAUGCUGUCCAAACUAGCACCCCCGCCCCAGUAUCAGUGCCAGCUCUUUCCUAGGCUGGAGAGCGUGUACUGGAUGGAUUCAAACUCGAGUGCCUUCCCGCUCCUGCUUAAUCUAGCCGGUCCCUCCCUUCUCUCGCUCGACGUCCCGGACUUUCACUUCGCAGAACCGACUUUCGUCCUGGGUGGACACAGCAACACUAAUACCUUCGACAUAGCCAAACUUGGCGCUUAUUACCCGUCUUUGCAGCACUUCCGC
This is a messenger RNA of Coniophora puteana RWD-64-598 SS2, 1751 nucleotides long. RefSeq lists its product as uncharacterized. Gene Ontology annotation, molecular function: protein binding. The annotation marks the transcript as partial. The record is from RefSeq and is a predicted model, not a curated record. The transcript is spliced from 2 exons. NCBI's taxonomy places the organism in Eukaryota, Fungi, Basidiomycota, Agaricomycetes, Boletales, Coniophoraceae.